AUGACUUGUGGUCAUGGUUGUCAUGGAUGUUGCGGUGACCAUGGAACUUCUGAAGCAUUAAGGGAAGCCAAUCAAAGGAACAGUACUUUGAAUUCAGAAAAGACUCAAUUACAAGGAGAUUUAUUGAACAAAACCAAAGAGAUAGGUGAAAAAGAUAAGCAAGUUGCUGUUGUUGGUAAAGAUUUGGAACAUGCUCGAGGUCAAUUGACUAAAACAGAAGGGGAGUUAAAAACAGAAAAAGAAAAAGUGAAAGAGUUAACUGGUUUAUUUGACAAUUUACAAAUUGAAGGUAGCAAUAAGGAUAGGCAAAUAGAAAUCCAAAGCAAAGAUAUUAGAGUUCUAAAAACAGAAUUGAACAAGAUGGAAGAAAAAAGUUUAGAACUUGAACUGAAGGAGCAAGAAAGGAAACUAAAUGAGUUUAUUCAGAAAUUAGGUAUUGGUCGUGAAAAACCCCGUGAAUUACAAAAAGCCUAUCGGCAGUUAAUUAGGGCUCGUGAAGAUUAUAAUCAAAAUAAUAUUGAUGAGGCAGAUGACAAAAUUGAAGAUAUUAAAGAUGAAUUAUUAAGUAGUGGUUGA
Funneliformis caledonium is the source of this 576-nucleotide messenger RNA. The record is from the annotation of a GenBank genome assembly. NCBI's taxonomy places the organism in Eukaryota, Fungi, Glomeromycota, Glomeromycetes, Glomerales, Glomeraceae.